UUCUUCCUCUUACCAUAGUCCUCUAAUUCUCUGCUCGUUCCCUACCCCCAACCUUCUCCUUUACCUUUACCUUCCUACUGUGACGGGAUCCCGCGCUCCUCUACCUUCUAAAGUUUAGAUUCUCGCUUCGACUGACCGCUCAUCCUGAGCUAGGUCCUUGGGAGUUUGGAGGUGCAGCUGGAAAGACGGCGCUUUGACCAUCUCAGGAGCGAUGUCAUUUUCCCUGGCCCCGCAAGCAGCCUGAAGCAUUCCACUUGGCAGGGGGUCGCUUCUUAUACGAUUCCAAAGGAGUGCCCAGGCUUCACAGGCAGCCCUCUAGGUGCUGCAAAUGUUAAACAAAACCAGCUGCCAACACAGUUGCCAGAGUCUACUCCAACUCAUGGUGACCCCAUGGUGUCAGAGUAGAACCGUGCACCAUAGGCUUUUCAGUGGCUGAUUUUUGGGAAGUAGAUCACCCGAUCUUUCUUUGGAGGCCCCUCUGGGUGGACUUGAACCUCCAACCUCUUGUUUAGCAGCCAACUCCUUAACCGUUUGGACUGCCCAGGCGCCCAUAGUUUUAAAAGAGGUGACUGGACUGAAGGUGACUUUCUGUCUGUAGGUGGCAGUGAGGGAGAGAGGUGAAAUAGGAAAGACAUCUAAAUUGACAUAAAAGUGUAAAUUACUGACUUGUUCUCAGUUUUAUCCAGAAGGAGACAGAUCUUUCAGAAGCUUGAAACCCUGUAGCUUCUGUGUUUGUGUGUGUUUGUAUAAAGCUUUAAACUACUUGAUUAUUUUUCCCCAAUAUAUGCUUAUGUUUAAAGACUUAUUUAUGCUAAUAUUAAUUUUAAUUUGCAUGUCCUAUGUUGCCAUCACUAACCCAAAUUGGUUGAACAUCGGAGGUGAAUGGCCUUUCCUGAAGUCUUUCUAUGGAACCACAUGUAAACAGCCAAAGCCUAAUAGAUAAUUUGGUUUAGAACUGUAGGUGUUUUCUCUUAGGGAUGUUUUUGGAGGCGUGCUGGUAGGCUUCAUUAUUGUUCUCUAACACGUUCUAACCAUCAGUACCGUAUUUGCUUUGCAUAUUGCUUCUUUGAAUGCUUGAAGUCUUUGUUGUUGGAUCUUCUGAGAAAAUUCAGAAGUCCUAUUGCUGUCAGUAGUAGCUGUGUUCUUAUCUAAAAGUAAUGUUGAUUUCCAAGAAAUCAUUGUUACUCAGGACUCUUUCCUAUUGUUUGUCCAGGUUUAGGAGAACUCAUGAGUAUUUUGUGUGAAAUGGGUGUGAUAUUUCUUGUCUACAAUCUAGUCUCAGGCAGUUUUCAAAUUACCUUUUAUGUCGUUAGUAACUUUCAUGAUUUUUCUCACCCACCUUUUAAGCUAGUAAAUGUAGUAUAUGGCUUUCAAGAAGAUGGAUGACAAGGACCUCAUGGAUUAAGUAGAAUAAAAAUCAUAAUAGAUUUAGUAAUGGGAGUUGUUUUUGUUGUACUUAUUUUUAGACUUUGCUCUAUGCAUUUUUUACCUAGUUGAACGUACUACAUUUACUAUUUUGUGUCCUGAUUCUUUCACUUAACACUUUUUGAAAUUGUCUCCUUUUAAAAGAUAUUAUUCAGAACAUUUAAAACUUUUUAUUUAUAAAUAAUAUACUUACAGGUAAGUGCACAUAUCAUAAGUGUACAGUUUCAUGAAUUUCCACAAAUUGAACACGUCUGUGUAAUCAGUGUUCAGAUCAAGACCAUCACUCCAGAUGCCCGCCUUGCACUCCCUUCCAGUACUAGCCAUCGUAAAUGACCACUCCUCUAACUUCAAACAUCAAAGAUUCAUGUUGCUUCCUACACAAUAAUAAAAAAAAAAGAUUAGUUUUGCCUGUUUUCUAAUCAAAUUUUAAUAGUCACAUAAAAUUCUAGCAUUUGCAUAUGCUAUAAUUCACUUAUUCAUUUUUAUGUUAGAUAUUUAUGGUGUAUCUAAGUUUUUAUCCGUGACAAAUAAAACUAAAAGGAACAUCUGUUUAAUGUAUUAUUAGAGUAACUUUCCCAGGAAUGAUGUUAGUGAACGUAAGCAUUUCUGAGACUCUUCAUACUUAGUGCCAGUUUGUCUUCCAAAGUGGUUAAAACCGUUUUUACUCCUACUGGCAUAAUAAGUAAAUACAAUUUUUAUUUUAUAUAAAAUAUAAAUAUAUAAUAAAAAUAUAAAACAUAGUUGGUUCUAAUAUAUUGUAGGAUAGGAAAUGGUGGGUAAAACAGGAAAACAGUGCUGUGGAUUCUGAAGAGACCAUUUAUCCCAGGUGGGUUCAGGGAGAGAUUGUGAGCAUAUUAGUUAAAUGUAAGGACUUUGGAAUCAGGCUGCCUAGGUUUAAAUGCUGGCUCUUCUGUCUCAGUUUCCUCAUCUGUAAAAUGUGGAUGAUAGUAAUAAUACUUACCUCGAGGUGGCGUGGUGAGGAUUAAAACUGUGAAGUCUUUGUAGCCGUGCUUGGAACAUAGCCUGGCAUCUUGGAGAAGAUGCCUGAGUUGAAUUAGCCAAAGAACAUUUUAGGCAGACAGAAUAGUAAGAGCAAAUUCACAGAACUUAUAUUUGUAGGGAGCUAUAGGUAAUUCAGUGUUUCUUGGACAGAAAAUAUGUAGUGGACAAAUGCAGAGAUGAGUCUGAGCAGUAAGCAGACGCCAGGGCAUGGAGGCCUUAAAUGCCUAUUUGUCUUUAUCACCACUUUCUCUCUAGCACCCAGUACAGUGCUUGUCAUAAAGUAGGUAUUCAAUAAUAAUAAUAAUAACAAUUAGUAAUCAUGAGGCUAUACUAUAUCCUCUACAUGUUGCAAAGCCUUUGAAAAAUUUUAAGGAGGGGACCACGUGACAUGAUCAGAUUUGCAUUGAUGUCACUGUGGAGAAUGGAUAUGAGGAGGCUAAGAGCAUGGUGAGUAAGACCAGCUAAGAGGCUAUUGAAGAAGACUGGAACUAGAAAAAUGAUAGUAGCUAUGGAGAGCAGGGGCCAAAGUUAUAAAGUAGCACAUGCAGGAGGCAGAAAAGAAGAGAUGAAAUCAGACUAAUAUGCCCUCUUCCUUCUCUUUUCCCUUCUAACCAGUAGCCCACAUUUUUCUUACUUCUAAAUGUAUGUACACUUUGCUUCUUUGUCUAGAUCAGUUCUUGUUCCUGUUGGGCGUUUUCCAUGCUCCAUCAUGUUGAGGGCUAAGACUCGACUUUUUUUACUUUCACCCCAUCACCUAAAGCAGCUAAAAGAAUCACCAGGCCCGAGGCUCAAAUGGCAACGACUUCUACACCAGCAACAACCCCUUCACCCAGAAUGGGCUGCCCUGGCUAAAAAGCAGCUAAAAGGCAAAAACCCAGAAGACCUAACAUGGCACACCCCAGAAGGGAUAGCCAUCAAGCCCUUGUAUUCUAGCAGGGAUACUAAGGACUUUCCUGAGGAACUUCCAGGAAUGAAGCCAUUCACACGUGGACCAUAUCCCACCAUGUAUACCUUUAGGCCCUGGACCAUCCGCCAGUAUGCUGGCUUUAGUACUGUGGAAGAAAGCAAUAAGUUCUAUAAGGAUAAUAUUAAGGCUGGUCAACAGGGAUUAUCAGUUGCCUUUGAUCUGGCAACCCAUCGAGGUUAUGAUUCAGAUAACCCCCGAGUUCGUGGUGAUGUUGGAAUGGCUGGAGUUGCUAUUGACACUGUGGAAGAUACCAAAAUUCUUUUUGAUGGAAUUCCUUUAGAAAGAAUGUCAGUUUCCAUGACUAUGAAUGGAGCAGUUAUUCCAAUUCUUGCAACUUUUAUAGUAACUGGAGAAGAGCAAGGCGUCCCUAAAGAGAAACUUACUGGUACAAUCCAAAAUGAUAUACUUAAAGAGUUCAUGGUCAGAAAUACCUACAUUUUUCCUCCAGAACCAUCUAUGAAAAUUAUUGCUGACAUCUUCCAGUACACAGCAAAGUACAUGCCAAAAUUCAAUUCAAUUUCAAUUAGUGGCUACCAUAUGCAGGAAGCAGGGGCUGAUGCCAUUCUGGAACUGGCCUAUACUAUCGCAGAUGGAUUAGAGUACUGUAGAACUGGACUCCAAGCUGGCCUGACAAUUGAUGAAUUUGCGCCUAGGUUGUCUUUCUUCUGGGGAAUUGGGAUGAACUUCUAUAUGGAAAUAGCAAAGAUGAGAGCUGGGAGAAGACUCUGGGCUCACUUAAUAGAGAAGAUGUUUCAGCCUAAAAACUCUAAAUCUCUUCUUCUAAGAGCACACUGUCAGACAUCAGGAUGGUCACUUACUGAGCAGGAUCCUUACAAUAACAUUAUUCGUACUACGAUAGAAGCAAUGGCAGCAGUGUUUGGAGGGACUCAGUCUUUGCACACAAAUUCGUUUGAUGAAGCCUUGGGUUUGCCAACUGUGAAAAGUGCUCGAAUUGCCAGGAACACUCAAAUAAUCAUUCAAGAAGAAUCUGGGAUUCCCAAAGUGGCUGAUCCUUGGGGAGGUUCAUAUAUGAUGGAAUCUCUCACGAAUGAUGUUUAUAAUGCUGCCUUGAAGCUCAUUAAUGAAAUUGAAGAAAUAGGUGGAAUGGCCAAAGCUGUAGCUGAGGGAAUACCUAAACUAAGAAUUGAAGAAUGUGCUGCCCGAAGACAAGCUAGAAUAGAUUCUGGUUCUGAAGUAAUUGUUGGAGUAAAUAAGUACCAGUUGGAAAAAGAAGAACCUGUGGAAGUUUUGGCAAUUGAUAAUACUUCAGUGCGUAACAAGCAGAUUGAAAAAAUUAAGAAGAUCAAAUCCAGCAGGGAUCAAGCUCUGGCUGACCAGUGUCUUGCUGCACUAACUGACUGUGCUGCCAGUGGAGAUGGAAAUAUCCUGGCUCUUGCGGUGGAUGCAGCCCGUGCAAGAUGUACAGUUGGAGAAAUCACAGAUGCCAUGAAAAAGGUAUUUGGUGAACAUAGAGCUAAUGAUCGGAUGGUGAGUGGAGCAUAUCGCCAGGAAUUUGGAGAAAGUAAAGAGAUAACAUUUGCUAUCAAGAGAGUUGACAACUUCAUGGAACGUGAAGGUCGCAGACCUCGUCUUCUUGUGGCAAAAAUGGGACAAGACGGCCAUGACAGAGGAGCAAAAGUUAUUGCUACAGGAUUUGCUGAUCUUGGUUUUGAUGUGGACAUUGGUCCUCUUUUUCAGACUCCCCGCGAAGUGGCACAGCAGGCUGUGGAUGCAGACGUGCAUGCUGUGGGUGUGAGCACACUAGCUGCUGGUCAUAAAACCCUAGUUCCUGAGCUCAUUAAAGAACUUAGCUCCCUUGGACGGCCAGAUAUUCUUGUUAUGUGUGGAGGAGUAAUACCACCACAGGAUUAUGAAUUUCUGUAUGAAGUUGGUGUUUCCAAUGUAUUUGGUCCUGGAACUCGAAUUCCAAAGGCUGCUAUUCAAGUGCUUGAUGAUAUUGAGAAGUGUUUGGAAAAGAAGCAGCAAUCUAUGUAACGUUCUGGUUUUAUUUUUGUGUUUUUUAAUUUUUAUUCAAAUAUUCUUUCCUUUCUGAUCAAUGAAGAGGGAACAGCCAUGUCUUCAAUUUAAUUCAACACCUGUUGUGUACUUUUCUUGAAAGCUUUACAAUAAAAUACCUUACUUUUAAGCAUGUUGUCAUGCUGUAAGUAUGUAUAUACAAUUUCACUUUUAAAAUUUAAAAAGUCAUUAAAAAUCCUCUGUAAUACAUAUUCAGUACUUUAUCAAAAACUCUAGACAGAUAUUAUUUUUUAGAAUUGUGAUAUGUAUUAGAAAUAUUUAUUAUACAUCCAUUUACUUUCUAUUUUAAGAAUUAAACUUUACUUAAGAAAAUCUAACUAGUUCCAUCUUCAGUAUUACCUAGACUUGAGCACUAGAAAAUAAAAUCUAUAUAUGAAUGAAAUAACAGCCAUCU
This is a messenger RNA of Trichechus manatus latirostris (Florida manatee), 5825 nucleotides long. It is a transcript of the gene MMUT, whose product is annotated as methylmalonyl-CoA mutase. Gene Ontology annotation, molecular function: metal ion binding; cobalamin binding; methylmalonyl-CoA mutase activity. The record is from RefSeq and is a predicted model, not a curated record. The coding region runs from base 3068 to 5389 and encodes 773 amino acids. Gene Ontology annotation, cellular component: cytoplasm; mitochondrion. The transcript is spliced from 12 exons. Lineage: Eukaryota; Metazoa; Chordata; Mammalia; Sirenia; Trichechidae.